Messenger RNA from Aspergillus calidoustus, 815 nucleotides. NCBI's taxonomy places the organism in Eukaryota, Fungi, Ascomycota, Eurotiomycetes, Eurotiales, Aspergillaceae. The record is from the annotation of a GenBank genome assembly.
GUCGGCCACUGUCUGAUAUAUGGAAGGAUGGCGCAUCUGCCUAUCAUGGGGUCACUGUGGAAGACCUGCCAAAUUUCGGAAUGUUUUACGGGCCGAAUACUAAUCUGGGUGAGUAAUAGACAGUGUCUCCUCGAGGAUCAGAGUUGACAAAAAACAGGUCACAACUCUAUCAUUCUCAUGAUUGAAGCACAGUCUCGAUAUCUGAACGCACUCGUUGGCGAGGUUCUCCGGGCUCGCAGACAAGGACAGAGCUUAGCGAUAAAGCCAAACCCUGACGCGCUGAAAAGGUACAACCGUGAACUGCAGCAGGUGCUUGCGACAGGGAGCUUCGCGGACCCUAAGUGCAGCAGCUGGUAUAAGACCGAAGAAGGCAAGAUCACGAAUAACUGGUCAUCAACUGUCGUCGACUAUCAACGCAAUCUCUCGCAAGUCCGCUGGUCUGAUUAUUUGGUGGAAGGCUCGGCUAAGAAUAAUGCCAGGGCGAGAAAGAUGACGCAUAUAGGCCGGGUACGGGAGGAGUCGUAUUUGAGCAAUGGAUCCCUACUCUUGACUGCGGCAAGUGUGUUUGCGGUGGCAGGGGUGCUUCUUCGCGGUUCUUUGUUGCGGUCUCGUUGAAGAUCGAUAUCAAUGUCUUGCAGGGCGGACCAGCCUUGCAAGGCUGUUAUUUGUGGAUCACUGGAUCUGACAGGAGAAAUUAUUGACUAAGCCUAAUAUGGAAGGUCCUGGUCGGCCUCGGGGGGCUCCAAGCUGGAGUAUAUGAGGUCUCGCCUCUCACAUGUAUGAGUAGAGGAUGUAUGCUCAAUUUUAAACCAUUA